Mucor mucedo is the source of this 1626-nucleotide messenger RNA. RefSeq lists its product as uncharacterized. The record is from RefSeq and is a predicted model, not a curated record. Gene Ontology annotation, molecular function: protein binding. The coding region runs from base 96 to 1535 and encodes 479 amino acids. The transcript has 3 exons. Lineage: Eukaryota; Fungi; Mucoromycota; Mucoromycetes; Mucorales; Mucoraceae.
GCUUUUUUUUUUUUAUUUCUUGUUAAAUCUUUUUUUUUUUUCAUUAAACUUUCUUCUUUCUUCUUAUUAAAAUAAUUAUUAUAGAAAAACCAAAAAUGUUACAAACACCACCUGCUGCAACAAUGACGGAUGUCAAAGUAGCUACAAAUAACACGCAUUGGCAUCAAGAUAUGAAAAAAAAGGAGGAAUUGCGUAUCAGUCAUCGACUCUCCAGUCCACUUUCUAUCGCCUCUCCCGUAUCACCUCAACCUUUAUUUAAUUCAGUCCGUAACCGUUCCUUUUCUUCUUCACAACACAGUCUUCAAUCCACCGUUAGUGAUCCACUACUAGACCAUUCUCACUUAAAACCCGGUCAAAAUGCAUCUUUACUUUCUUACAGCACCACCAUCAACAUGUAUCGAGAAAAUGCCAAAAAGACCAACAAUAUGGAAAUUCAAUGUGAUUUUGCCAUCUUUUUAGUGGAAGCUUCUAAACGAUUAGCACAGCAACAACAGCAGGAAGGUGGAGACAUCAAUGCAUCAAAUCAACAGAGAGCCUACAUGUUGGAAGCUGAAAAAUCCUUAAAGCAAAUCGCAAUGCGUGGUCAUAGUGAAUCUCAGUACUACCUUGCCAAUAUGUAUGCAGCCGGUCUAUUGAAUAAAACCGGUAAAGCUGAUUUUGACAAAUCUUUUCCUUUAUUUGUACAAUCAGCCAAACAUCAUCAUCCUGAUGCAGCCUAUAGAACUGCGAAAUGUUAUGAAGAUGGUCUCGGCACAAGAAAAGACAAGGCCAAAGCAGUUCAAUACUACAGGAAAGCAGCCACCCUGAAUCAUCCUGGCGCAAUGUAUCGGCUUGGCUUGGCAGAAAUGAAGGGUGAAUUAAACCGGUCUAGAAACAUACGUGAUGGUCAUAAAUGGUUAAAAAGAUCGGCUGAAGCAGCUACAGUUCAAUACCCACAUGCUUUACAUGAACUCGCUAGACUCCAUGAAAUUGGCCUUGAAUCCAUUCUCUUUAUCGAUCUUAAAUAUGCCGUCAGUCUGUACCAUGAAGCAGCCAGUUUGGGUUAUGCCCCCUCUGCGCAUCGUCUCGGCGAAUGUUAUGAAUUUGGAAAACUUGACUGUACAUCGGAUCCUGGUUUAUCCAUCCACUAUUAUAGUAUCGCUGCAGAACAACAGCAUCCUGAAUCGUGUUUCGCUUUGACAGCUUGGUACUUGGUAGGGAUCCCUCAUAUCUUGCCUCCUUCUGAUGAACAGGCCUAUGCAUGGGCCAUGUGUGCUGCCCGUUCUCAAUUACCCAGAGCAGAGUAUGCCGUAGGCUACUUUACUGAAAUGGGUAUCGGUACUACUAAAGAUGAACACGCUGCUAUGCAAUGGUAUGAAAAGGCUGCUCACCAUGGUGAAAAGAGAGCCAUCCAAAGACUGAAACCAAUGGCACGUCCCACUGUCAAUACAGCUAGUAAAAGACUGAGCUUCUUGUCUCAUACUAGUAAAAAGGAGGAGCCUACUAAUUUCAUUAAAAGGGCCACCUCCUUCUUGAGAAAACCAACUUCACCUUAAAUCCUCUAUCCUCUAUCACUAUAGAAUACCCUUUUUUUUUUUUUUCUUUCUUAUUAAAAAAAAACUAAUAAAAAAAAAUCAUUGUCCCGUG